AUGGCAUCCCACGCCGCGAUGCUCUUGGACCCGAAGGGCUUCAAGAAACAGCUGCAGACCAAUGGCGCAUCGCAGGAUAAUUCAGACCGAUCAUCGCUCAGCUCUCCGUCUACGAUUGUUCCAGCAGGAACUAUUCCCCUCUCACGCUCACCUCACCCCAGUCACGCGCAUCCUUCAUCGAAGAUGGCCUCGACCUCGACAUUGCCACAGCGCGAUAUGAAACCACCCACAGCUUCGCAGAUGGAAAAAGCCAAGUCCGACUCAGAUAUAAAGGUGCAAUUCACGACUACAAACAAUGACGGAAAUGAGAGUGAGACGAAACGCAGUUACCACGAAAUCAGCGACAGCGAGGAUGGUGCGCGUCCUGGCUCUCUCAUCGAAGGCAUGUUUGAUGUGGAGCGCCGCAAGAACCAGCCCAUCAAGAAGAUCAAGACCGAUGAUCCUGCAGACGAGAAUACGUUAGCUCCUCAAAAAACAGUCGCGAUCUCUAGCAACUCGGGUCUUGGACAGUGGAUGAAAGAAGGCGAGGCCAGACCGGGCACCACUCCUACUCCCGGCCUGUCUGAUGUGGUGGACCUGACGGCAGACCUCUCAACAACAGCCCCGGAAGAUGACGACUUACAAGUCACAGGGUCGGUCAACCUCAGCACCCAGCGGGUCUGUUAUGGCAAGAUCGAUAAUGCUAUGAUCAAUGCAAGCCUGGUACCAAGACCACCGAACACCGCAUUCAUAGGCUCUUCGUACGACUGGCCGUCAAUGAAGCUGACCACACGACGUGUCUCGGGGCCUGGUUAUCGCAUUGACGUCGCGGACCCCCAUGGCAAAGUCUUCGGCAUGGUGGAUGCGAAGACUGCGCAUGCGCUGUGUCCUUUGCUAGAUUCUGAAACGGUCAACCUGGAGUUGAGUGCGCGUCUGGAUUUUCGAAAGAAGGUGCCAGGUGAAAUCAUCUGGAGCCCCACGUCCGGUAUCUACCGCGCUUCAAUAAAUCUCUAUGGUGAGCGACAGUCUGCGGAGAAGGUUGGCAAUUUCCUGGGCCACCAUAACGUUUGGCUGGGUACACCGAACUCCGUCGAACAGGGAAUCCCAGUCUUCAACCCUCAUGCGGAGAGACGACGUGCCAUGGCAGCGGCAGCUCAGUUGAACAACAACUCCGGGCGUGCACGCCAGGGCUCAGGGAUCAACUACGAGGUCCGCACAGCAGAAGAGGUCAACGAUGCCGUUAUGAAGAUGUUCGAUCAGCUUGUCAGUGCUGACAUCCCGACUAUGGAGCCGACACCUCAUAUCAAGACCCCCCUGCUUCACCAUCAGAAACAGGCCCUGUGGUUCAUGACGGAGAAGGAACAGCCACGGAAAUUCGGUCCCAAGGAAGAAGACAACAAUUCCCUGUGGCGAAUUGAGUACCAAGCCAACGGAAAGAAACGCUACCGAGAAAUAAUCAGCGGGAUCGUCAUGGAAGAAGAGCCGCCGCAGAUUUUUGGCGGAUUGCUGGCUGACAUGAUGGGUCUUGGGAAAACCCUCAGUGUCCUCUCGCUGGUCACGGCCUCCCUCUUUACAGAGGCUCGAGAGUGGGAACGUACGAUGCCGUCUCGUGAUCUCGUUCGGCGCUUCCCUGGGAUUCGCAACACCCGUACGACACUCUUGGUCGUUCCGUUAAGCACGGUCAGCAACUGGGUUUCCCAAAUCAAAGAACACCUGAAGCCAAAAUCGGUAUCCUAUUACGUCUUCCACGGCUCAUCCCGCACGAAUGAUGUGGAUGAGCUUUCCAAAUACGACCUUGUCAUCACCACUUACAGCAUUGUCCUCAGCGAGGUCUCUGGACGAGGAUCGAAGCGCGGAGUGAGCCCGCUGGCCAAGAUGAAUAUGUUCCGGAUUGUCUUGGAUGAAGCACAUAUCAUUCGUGAGCAGAGCGCCGCGCAGACCAAGGCAGUUCUAGGUCUGUGCUCCCAGCGUCGAUGGUCGGUCACCGGUACACCCAUCCAGAAUCGCCUGGAAGAUUUGCUGUCUGUCACCAAGUUCCUCAAUUUGUUCCCCUAUGACGACCGGUUUCGGUUCAGCCAGCACAUCCUGAGCCCCUUCAAGACUGGAGAUCCGACUGUCCUCGCCAGCUUGCGAGUUCUGGUGGAUUCGUUCACCCUGCGCCGGGUCAAAGACAAGAUCGACCUGCCUCCCCGCGAAGACAAGAUUAUCAGCCUUAGCUUCACGGAGAAGGAACAGCAGCUGCAUGAAUUCUUCCGCAACGAAUCCCAAGUAAUGAUGCGCGUGAUUGCAAACGAAACCAAAACCAAAAUGGGCGGCCGAGUGUAUCACCAUGUGUUGAAGGCCAUGAUGAUCCUGCGGCAGGUCAGCGCUCACGGUAAAGAACUGUUGGGCAUUGAGGACCGGGAGAGAAUCAAAGGACUGAGUGUGCAAGAUGCGAUUGACCUGGAAGAAGGUGCUAACGACAACACCGCUCUCGCCAGCGACAAGAAAGCGUACGACAUGUUCUUACUGAUGCGAGAGUCUUCAGGCGAUCAGUGUGCUCUGUGCAGCAAGCGCCUAGAGGAACCGCUGACCGCGUCUGGAGAAGUUAAUCGCAAGGCUCCAAUGGCGAUUUUUUUGCCUUGCUUCGACGUUUUAUGUCCCGAUUGCUUUUCGGCCUGGAAGCAGACCUUCGACACGCAGUCGGGCGCUGAUAUCAAGUGCCAGGUCUGUGACGGGUGGAUCCCGGUCUCCUACUCGACAAUCACCCCUGCUGGCCUGCAUCAUCAUAUUACCACUGAACAGCAGAGCCGCAAGCAGGGCAAGACUUUCGGAGAGUACGAGGGUCCCCAUACCAAGACCACCACGCUGGUAAAUCAUCUCCAGGACAUCGCGGCGGAAAGCGAAGCCUUGACAGACGAGCCCCCGAUCAAAAGCGUGGUCUUCUCCGCCUGGACCUCCCAUCUGGAUCUGAUUGAAGUUGCACUGCGCGACAACGGCAUGACAGGAUUUGUUCGACUCGACGGAACAAUGACCCUCGCAGCGCGCGGGAAAGCUCUCAGCGCCUUCGCCAAGGAUAACUCCAUCACCAUCCUCCUUGCCACCAUCGGCGCCGGGGGCGUCGGCCUCAAUCUCACAUCUGCCUCGCGGGUUUUCGUCAUGGAGCCUCAGUACAACCCAGCGUCAGUGGCCCAGGCCAUCGAUCGCGUCCACCGACUCGGCCAGAACCGCCUCGUGCGGACAUACCAAUUCAUCAUGAAGGGCAGUAUCGAAGAGAAGAUUCUCGAGCUGGCGAAGAAGAAGCAGCAGCUGGCUGAUAUGAGCAUGAAUCGCGGCAAGCUCGAUAAGCGGGAGGUCCAAGAACAGCGCAUGAGUGAAUAUCGCAGCCUGUUCAAGUAG
Penicillium lagena is the source of this 3357-nucleotide messenger RNA. Its product is annotated as DEAD/DEAH box helicase. The record is from RefSeq and is a predicted model, not a curated record. The coding region runs from base 1 to 3357 and encodes 1118 amino acids. The transcript has 3 exons. NCBI's taxonomy places the organism in Eukaryota, Fungi, Ascomycota, Eurotiomycetes, Eurotiales, Aspergillaceae. Gene Ontology annotation, molecular function: ATP binding; ATP-dependent chromatin remodeler activity.